AUGCCACUAUCCGCCCAAGCAACAGCCAAGGUGAUGGCCAGGAAAUCGACGCGCAGAGAUGCUCCUCCAAGGGCUGCAAAGCCAGCAAAGCCAGCAAAGCCCACAUCGAUUGUGGCGAAGGUGAAGGCGAAGGCACCAGCAGGGACUCCCGCAGCAAAGAACCCUACCUCGGUCCCACUACUCGUGCCGCCGGUAGUUCUCGCAGCUCCCAAGCCAAGCAUGAAGCGCCCCCGGCCGGAGGAGCCUGCCCCACAACCGUCCAAAAGGCUGAAACCCGAUCAAUCAAUUAGCUCGCCCCCAUCACAGAAACUAGACGUCUUCGUCUUUGGCGACGGCGAGUCUGGUGAACUCGGUCUGGGCCCAAAGGCGAUUGAUGGAAACCCUCCUGUCAAUGUGGAGCGUCCGCGUCUCAAUCGGCUCCUUGAUGCCGGCGCCGUCGGGGUCGUCCAGGUUGCAGUGGGAGGGAUGCACUGCAUAUCAUUAACCCACGAUCAAAAUAUAUAUACGUGGGGCGUCAACGAUAAUGGUGCGCUUGGCCGCGACACGACGUGGGAGGCUCCUACGCGGGACAUCGAUGGCAAUUCCGAUACCGAAGAGGAGGAUAGUGAUUUGAGCCCGAAGGAAAGCACACCUAUUGCCGUGCCAACAGAUGAGUGCUUCGGCAAGCAUGCGAAAACCUACGUCCAGGUUGCCGCAACUGAUAGCGCCAGUUUCGCCCUUGCAAAUGAUGGCUCUGUCUAUGGCUGGGGAUCAUUUCGUGGAAAUGAUGGCGUCAUGGGAUUUACUACCGCGGAUGCUAUCGACGCCGCAAAGACCAAAAUGGACAAAAAGAAGUUGCAGCCAAGGCCCAUUCUCAUCCCCCACUUGAAGAAGAUCAAGUUUCUUGCUACCGGAAGCGACCACGUCCUCGCCCUUGACCAUAAAGGCGACGUCUAUGCUUGGGGUUCAGGGGAACAAAACCAACUCGGACGCCGUAUUGUCCAGCGAACUCGAUUCCAGGCCCUUACGCCUUGCCGAUUUGGCCUAUCAAAAAUAAGCUCCGUUUCUUGUGGCGCGUAUCAUAACUUUGCUAUCAAUGCAAAGGGCCAGGUGUUUGCUUGGGGAUUGAACAAUUAUGGCCAAACAGGAAUUGCGGACGGAGCUGGGGAAGGCGAUGCUUGCGUUAUGAAGCCGACGCUCGUCGAAGCCCUUAAACCUUACAGGAUCAAGGCGAUUAGCGGUGAAAAUCAUCAUUCGAUUGCUUGUACCGAGGACAACGAGGUCCUAAUUUGGGGACGCUGCGAUGACUCUCAAGCUGGUAUUAAGUUGGACACCUUGCCUAAAGAUGACGUUAUGCUUGAUAGUCGCGGUAGGCCGCAGAUUCUGAUGAAACCUACUAUUAUACCAGGUCUUCGGGCGGUGUCUGUUACCGCUGGGAUCGAUAAUUCGAUCGCUAUUACCCAAGAGGGCAAAGCAUAUUCCUGGGGGUUCUCGGACAAUUUCCGCACUGGUCUUGGGACACAGGAGGCUGUGGAAGCCCCUACGUUUCUAGACAACGCUGAUGUGAAGGGGAAGCGAUUGACCUUUGCGGGAUGUGGUGGACAGUUCUCAGUGCUUGCUGGCCCGGCUUUACUGGAGGGCGAUUACUGA
Messenger RNA from Venustampulla echinocandica, 1629 nucleotides. RefSeq names its product RCC1 protein. Gene Ontology annotation, molecular function: guanyl-nucleotide exchange factor activity. The transcript has 3 exons. Gene Ontology annotation, cellular component: cytoplasm. NCBI's taxonomy places the organism in Eukaryota, Fungi, Ascomycota, Leotiomycetes, Helotiales, Pleuroascaceae. The coding region runs from base 1 to 1629 and encodes 542 amino acids. The record is from RefSeq and is a predicted model, not a curated record.